AUGCGUGGGUUGUGUGGCAUCGGGAAAAAUAUUUCCAAAGGUUCUCAUGGUGUUAGAUGCAACAUUAAACCUAUUGGAAAGUCUGAUCCGGUCUACUCCUUGGAGUUUAUCAUAUUAAAUGAAAUUAGUGAUAAUUUACCGAUUAAUUCUCUUCCCGUUGAACAGUUCUCAAAGUUUUCUCAAUUGCCCUUAGCUGAUCCCAACUUUCACCUCUCUAAACCCGUAGAUAUACUUUUGGGUGCAGAUAUUUAUGGUUUCUUGAUAACAGGAAACAAACUCCUCUCAGAUCCAGAUCAACCCGUCGCUUUAGAAACUAUAUUUGGAUGGAUAAUUACAGGAAGAGUUAAAACAUCUAGUGUUUCGCUCUCUGUAAACUCAUACUUUCUUACCUCUUAUGCUUCCUUGGAUCAAUCACUUCAAAGAUUCUGGGAGUUAGAGGACGUUCCACAAUCCUCGACGCUUUCUUCAGAUGAAAAGCUUGCCGAAGAACACUUUUUGUAA
Molecule: messenger RNA, 501 nt
Organism: Sitophilus oryzae (rice weevil)
Lineage: Eukaryota; Metazoa; Arthropoda; Insecta; Coleoptera; Curculionidae
Exons: 2
Coding region: 1-501 (166 amino acids)
Source: RefSeq, a predicted model, not a curated record